AUGGUCAAAAUCGCUGCCUUCACUGCCAUCGCGACUACCGCCGCUGUCGCCGCCAAGAGCGUCACCCAAGUGCACUUGGCCCUGACCAAUCGCGCGAUUGAAUGUGCGCACGGCGUGUCGGUGAAUUUUGCCAGCGACUCCCAGGAUCCGUUCACGGUUACGUUCAAUUCCACUGAGGGCAACCAAAAGAAGGUGGAUACGGUCAGUUCCAAGUAUUCAGUGACCAACACCGCCUCCAUCUACACGUCGCCCUUUUUGCACUCGGCCAACUUGUGCAACUUGAACGCCGCGACCACGUACUCGUACAAUGUGGGCGGCUUGUUUUCGUCAACGUUUGUGUCGCCCCCAGGCUCCAGCGCCACCCCUACCGUGAUUGGCCUUGUGGGGGAUGCCGACUUGGAGGAGGGGUCGUUCGCCAACUUGCAGCAGCCCGUGCAAAACUUGACCACGCAAGCGAUUUUGAUCGUGGGGGACUACUCGUACGCCAACGGAAACCACAAGAAGUGGGAUAAAUGGUACGACUUGCAGCAGCCCAUAUUUUCCAAGAUGGCCCAAGCCGGGGUGAACGGCAACCACGAAGUCAUUCAAGGCAGCAAAGGCUACGCCAAGGAAUACUACCUCGGGUACCUAAACCGCGCGGCCACCCCCAUCACGCCAGACAACGCCAAGAACUUCCGCACGUACUACUCGAUCAACUUUGGCCUCGUCCACCUGGUCUUCCUCGACGACUACGUCGGCGCGCGCUUUCGAAUCGGCUCGACCGAGUGGCGCGGGGAGCGCCAAGCCCAAGUCGACUGGCUAACGACAGAUUUAGCCCAAGUGGACCGCACGAGCACACCGUAUGUCGUCGUGCUCAAGCACAACCCGUACUACAACACGUACUCGGACCAUCAAUGCCAGUGCUCGCCAACGAUCUACGCCAUUGACAACAAGGAAGCGUGUUGGAACGGAAUCUACACCGUCGCGACCGCCAAAAGGGAACCGCAAUGCGGCCUCCAGGCCAAACUUGAAGACAUUUACGCUGCCAACAAGGUCGACGUCGUCUUCUCAGGCCAUGUCCACGGCUACGAACGGUCCGACUAUGUCUACCAAAACAAGGUCAACAAGGACGUGGGCUCGGUGUACAUCACGACGGGCGCGGGCGGUCGCGGUCACGCCCACACUCAAGUCCUGAACGUUCCGUCGUGGCAUGUGUACAACAAUCCGUCGGAAUUCGGCGCAUCGCGGCUCAUCGCCACGCGUGAAAAGAUGCAAGUGCUGUGGCAUACCAACACUGACACGACCAAGGCGGCGGACGCGGUGGACAUUUACCCGCGUUUGAAUGCUGCUUGCAUAACCAAGGGAUAA
Aphanomyces astaci is the source of this 1347-nucleotide messenger RNA. RefSeq lists its product as hypothetical. Bases 1 to 1347 code for a protein of 448 amino acids. The record is from RefSeq and is a predicted model, not a curated record. The transcript has a single exon. Lineage: Eukaryota; Oomycota; Saprolegniomycetes; Saprolegniales; Verrucalvaceae. Gene Ontology annotation, molecular function: acid phosphatase activity; metal ion binding.